Molecule: messenger RNA, 798 nt
Organism: Dentiscutata erythropus
Lineage: Eukaryota; Fungi; Glomeromycota; Glomeromycetes; Diversisporales; Gigasporaceae
Source: the annotation of a GenBank genome assembly
AUGAAACCUCUUUCCAAUAUUAGCCUUUAUGGGCCUAUUGACACAUUCCAAAAUACGUUCAUUAAUCAACCUUCCUUAUCUUAUUCCUCUUUCGAUGUCACCUUACUCCCUAAUUCUUUUUCUACUAGUUGUUCAAAUGAUCUCUUUUUCAGAACUCCUCAUUCUUAUAAUAAUACGACCACUACUCCAUCCAUUAAUCCUUAUGAAACUACCAAAACAUUCCAAAAUACUUGUUUGAAUGAUUCCUUCUUUUUCGAAACUCAACAUUCUUAUAAUAAUAACAUUACUAUUGCCCCCAACAUUGGCCCUUAUGAAACUAUUGUAACAUUUCAAGAUAUGUUCAUUAAUCAGUCCCCUUCAUUAUCAUCAUCAUCCUCUUUCAUUUACGAUGAACCAGAGCCAAAUAACGAACAAAAUAUCACAUCGACCUCCAAUUCUUUUCCUAUUAGUUGUUCAAAUAAGUUUUCCUUUUUCGAAACUCAAUAUUCUUAUAAUAAUGUUCCUACUAUUACUCCAAAUAUUGAUGGGACUAUCGAAACAUACCAAAAUAUGUUCAUUAAUCAAUCCCUCUCAUCAUCAUCACCCUCUUUCAUUUAUGACGAACUAGAACCACAAAAUAUUAUAUCAUCCUCUAGCUCUCCUUCUAAUAGUUCAAACGACUCCUUCUUUUUUGAAACUCAACAUUCUUAUAAUAUUAUUCCAAAUAUCAACCCUUAUGGGUCCGUCGAAACUUUCCAAAAUACGUUCAUCGAUCAAUCCUCCUUUGUUCACGAUAAACCAAUGCCAAAUGAUGAAUAA